Molecule: messenger RNA, 3778 nt
Organism: Camelus dromedarius (Arabian camel)
Lineage: Eukaryota; Metazoa; Chordata; Mammalia; Artiodactyla; Camelidae
Gene: RINL
Product: Ras and Rab interactor like
Exons: 13
Coding region: 223-2103 (626 amino acids)
Biological process (GO): vesicle-mediated transport
Cellular component (GO): cytosol; endocytic vesicle
Molecular function (GO): guanyl-nucleotide exchange factor activity; small GTPase binding
Source: RefSeq, a predicted model, not a curated record
UUCCUGGGGCCGUGGGCAUCUCCCAGCUCUUACCCCUGGACUCCCAGACUGCCAGGGUCCCUUCUUCCAAAGCUGGGUCGCCUAAGGCCUAAGCCCCUGGAAAGAAGAAGGAAGGUUGACUUCAGAUACACCCCAGCCCCGCCUCUUCCCCCCACCGCCACCAGCUCAGCUUCCUCUCUCUGCGAGGAACACUUUCACUUCCUGCUACUCCAGGCCUCCCCUAUGAGAACAGGUAGGGGCCCCCAGGGACCAAGCAGCUGGCAUCGUCACCCUCCACUGCCUCCCUUUGGUAGCCAGCAGCUACCCCCAUCCUGCCCUACCCAGCACCAUCCUUGUCCCCCUCUCCUGAGACCCAGGGAAGCCCCUGGGAGCAGAGGCCUGUUCUAUCCAUCACCCUUUCCCCAGAGGCCAGACUAUGGCCAACCGGCCGCCUGCAUCCUGAGGAUGGCCCAGCCGGAGGACAAAGCCUCAGCAGGCCCCACAGACUGGGAAAGAUUGGUCCCAUCACAGGCAAAUAGAGCAGGUGAGACACCCCUAGGGAUCCUCAGGACCCCGGAGACACUCCUUCGCCUGCAGAGGACAUGGGGGGUGUGGCAGAUCCCAGAGCUGGAUGCCCAGGAUGCAAAAGCCCUUCUGAAGCUGUGGCCACCAGGGAGUUUCCUGGUCAUAGGACAUGACCCCAGCCAGGUCCUGGUGUUGAGGACAGGAUCUUCACCAGGGGAAGUCAACACAUACCGGAUCCGGAAACUUCCUGGAGGUGUGUCUCUGGAAUCCUCUAACCUCUGCAUGCCAGACCUACCCCAUCUCCUGGCCUUCCUAUCAGCCAGCAGGGAUGUUUUGCCCAGAACACUGCUCUUGCCCCCUCUCACUCUAGAGCCUGUGGACCAGCACACAGACACUCCGCAGACUGGCAGCAGCCAACUCAGCACCUCAGGGAGGGUGCUCUUCGUGGUGAACAAGCUCUACCUGGAGACCCACAGAACGUGGGGGAUGGAGCAGAUGCCCCCAGAGACACCUUCAGAGACUGCUGAGAGACCUGGUCCAGCCCCCAGGAACCCAGCCCCUCACCGGGUCUCCUGGGUGGAAGGCCCACUCAGCCCAGAAGUACAUCAUCCGGGGCCACCUCUGGCCAGCCUGGUGGAGGAGAAAGAUGAAAAGGAAGGACCUGAGGAUGUGCUCACCCAUCACAUCCGGGUUCUAGCCAGGACCCGAAGCAGCUACGUGGCCAGGCAGUUCCGAGACCUUCGGGCACGCCUCAUCUCAGGUGCUGGGGGUCCCCACAGGCCUGGGGACCCUGUCACAGAGCUGCUUCAGGAUGUGCGGCACCUCCUUACAGACCUCCAGGAUCACUUAGCAAAGGACCCUGAUGUCAGGGCUGUCUUUGAGAGCAGGGGCCCUGCGGCCCCCCAGAAGGACGAGGACCUUGGCACCGCAGUGGAGGCGGCCUUGUGCCGGGCAGUACUGGCACCGCUGAAGCCUGCCCUGUGGACUCGACUCCGCACGCUCCGCGCCCCAGAGCUUCGGCAACUGAGGCGGCGACAAAUAGCCCUGCGGGCAGGGGCGGGGCCUCCAGGAGCUCAAGGGGCGGGGCGUGAGGGGCGGAGCCCCGCCCCCGCCCUACGGAGCCGCAUCCAUGCGCGCCUAGCGCACCUCCACGCAGCCUGCGCCCCACGCCGCAAGGUGUCGCUCCUGCUGGCGGUGUGCAGUGACGUCUACGCGGGCCUGGCUCGGGGUGAGAACCAAGAGCCCUUGGGGGCCGACGCCUUCCUGCCAGCACUGACAGAGGAACUGAUCUGGAGUCCAGACAUUGGGGAGACGCAGCUAGACGUGGAGUUUCUCAUGGAGCUCUUGGAUCCGGACCAGCUACGGGGAGAAGCGGGGUACUACCUGACCACGUGGUUUGGAGCGCUGUACCACAUUGCCCACUACCAGCCCGAUGCGGGCCGCGCGCCCCAGGGGCUCAGCUCUGAGGCCCGGGCCUCCCUGCGCCAGUGGCACCGCAGGCGAACGCUGCACAGACAGAGCCACGCCGGACCCCAGGCCGAGCUGCCCUUUGAGGAACCGUGGGCGGCGAUGACUUUGCAAGAGACCAGUGAUGAUUAGGGAUCUCAAACCUUUCUGCUCCCCAAGCAAGAUUCGCGAGGCACCUAGGAAGGCACCAACUUCUGACACCUGUGGUUUAGAGGCAGCAAGAAGGAAGAGGGACCACUGAGCCUUUGCAUUUGGCUAGUCUUGCUUCCUGGAAUGCUCUUCCCGAAUACCCAUACUGCUCCUUCCCUCCCUUCCUCAGGUCCUUAGGCGGAUGUCACCUUCUCAGUGAGGCUCUCUCCCAGACACCCCUGCCUAAAACUGCAGGUUCUCUGGCUUGACUUUCCCUGUGGCAGACAGAAUGAUGCCCCCCACCAAAAUGUUCACUUCUUAAGCCCCAGAAUCUGUGAAUAUGUUACCUUACUGGUAAAAGGGAUUUAUACAUGUGAUUAAAUUAAGGAUCUUAAGAUGGGGAGAUUAUCCUGGUUUCAGGUGGGUUCGAUAUAAUCCUCAGGCUCCUUAUAAGAGGGAGGCAGGAAAGUCAGAAGAAGAGGGAGAGAUAUGAUUUUGCACACAGAGGUCAGAGAGAUGUGACCAGGAAUCAAAGCAUGAAGACACCCUCUAGAAACUGAAAAAGACAAGGAAUUAAUUUUCCCCUGGAAUCUCCAGAAGGAACUCAGACCCUUAAGGCAUAUUUUGGACAUCUGACCUUUAGAACCACAAGAUAAUAGUAUUUUUUAAGCCACUAAGCAGCGCUAGGAAUGUAGUAUAUUCCCUUACCCUGACCUUUUUUUUUUUCCCAUAGAAACUCUCACUUCCUAAAAUACCAUGUAAUAUACUUAUUUAUUGUGUUCAUUGUUCAUAAUCUUCUCCUUCCCCUUAGAACAGCACUGUAAAAUAGAAAUAGAUAUAAUUCUAAGCAUUCUCCGUAGCCUCAUUUAAAAGUGACUAAAAAGAAACAAGGGAAAUUAACUUUAAUAGCAUAUCUGAUUUACCCCAAUAUAUCACUUCAACAUCUAAUCAGUAUUUUAAAAUUAGUGAGAAACUGAACAUUCUUUGCGUGUGUGUGCUAAAUCUUCAAAAUCCAGUGUGUAUUUUGUCCUUCAGUGUAUCUUAAUUUGGACUAGCCCCAUCACAAGUGUUCAAUAGCCACCCAGGGUGUGUAGCUAUUAUUUGAGACAGUGCAGUCUUAGAAUGUCAGCUCCAGAAGGCUAGAUAUUCCUGUUUUGUUCAUAGCUGUAUCCUCAGUGCUUAGACAAAUACCCAGAACACAGUAGGCCUUCAGUAAAUACUUGCUGACUGAUUCAAUGAACAAAGCUUCUGUGGUAGGCUGCAAAUGGCUCCCCCACAGAUAUUCAUGUCCUAAUCUCUAGAAUCCAUGAAUAUUACCUUAUUUGGAAAAGAGUCUUUGCAGAUGUUAUCAAAUUAGGGAUCUUAAAAUGGAGAGAUUAUUGGGCUGGUAGGGGGAGGAUUCUAAAUGCAAUCACAUGUGUCCUUUUAAAAGGAAGACAGAGGAAAAUUUAGCACAAACAGGAGAAGGUGAUGUGAAGACAGGAGAGAUUUGAAGACCUUGGCCUAGCAGAUUGGAGGGAUGUGGCCAUAAGCCAAGGAAUGUCAGCAGCCACCAGACACUGGAAGAGGCAAGGAACAGAGUCUCAAUGAAGGCAUGAACCUUGAUUUCAGCCCAGUGGUACCAAUUUCUGACUUCUGGCCUCCAGAACUGUAGGAGAAUAAAUUUCCGUUGUCUUAA